AUUAGACAAUAAUGAAAAUGGGUUCAUUAUGAGUAAUUUCAAAGUUCGGGGAACGUAAUUUUUCAAUGAAGCAUUAAAUUGAUCGAAAUUGUUUCAUACGGGGAUAUAAAAAUUAUAUUGUAUAUGCUCUAACUUCGAUGAAAAUUUAUAAUAAUAGAACCCUUAUUAGGUCAAUAAAUUCUUGAAGUAAAAAUAUACGUACCUACGUACCUACGUACUUGUGAGAAUAAAAUCAUGCAUGAGCACAAACACAAAAGCUAUUGAUACGUAGUAGCUAUAGGUACCUGUAUUGACAUCGACACAAUUUAUCCAUUAGAUGGUUUUCAACAGUCGAUGCACUUUACUUGACGACCACUCGUGUAGAUACGUUUGAUCAAUAUUUCAAACAGGAAUGGAGAACGGUUUGCAUGUACUAUUUCGAGAUGCCCAUAUUCAUACGAGAUUACACCUGGAAACAGACAGAUUCCGCUAUUGUGAUCAACGUUCCAAUUAAAAAUGUACGAUCGUCGAAAUUGUAUUUCGUUGUCACGAACGAAUUCGUCAAGAUUAAUUAUGAAUCGUUCAUAUUUGAAUUAUUUCUUUGCAAAAAUGUUGUGGAAACGAAAACUAAAUGCAUCGUUAGAUCGAAUGAAGUUGUACUGGAAUUGCAAAAGGCUGAACCUGGAAUAUGGGAAUCACUUGGUCGACCUUUACAGCAACAGGAAAUUGUUGAAAAAGUUGAACAAGUGUUGGCUAAUAAACGAGAACACGAUACAGCUCAGACCAAAAUGAGAAAAGAUAAAAAAGAAGAAGUUACACGAUACUUGAAAGAUGAAAUGAUGAAUAUUCAUAUAAAAGAAAAAGAAUCAAUUCAACAAUUCAAAAAAGAUACCAUGACAGCAACUGUGAAAGAAAUUGUAUCGUGGGAAAAUAAUCUAAAAGGAAAACAAACAGCGACAUGCAACACCAAAGUAGUUAUUCCUCCAUCUAUACCAUUUCCAAGGAAAUGUAAUACCAUUAAUUUUUCAUUUACACCGAGAGCGUUCCCAACUCCUAAACGAGAAUCAAAGUCGGAAGAAGAAAAAGAGUGGUUAGAAAAAGAAGCUGAAGCUAGACGGUGUUCGGGUUUCGUAGCAGAAGAACUAUCUGAAGAGGAAAAAGAUCCAAAAUGGUUGCUAUCGAAAGGAGAGAGUUUUAUGAAACAUGAAAAUUAUUUGGGUGCUGCGAACGUUUUUGCUUUUGGGAUUCAAUCGAAACCGAAAAUGCCAAUAUUUUAUAUUCGAUUAGCUGCAGUUAAUCUGAAAUUGAAGCGUUAUUAUAAAGCAGCAGAGUGUUCAACCAAAGCUUUAGAUCUGUUGCAGCCAGUAGUCCAGAAAAAUAAAACCAUGAGAGCUGAAGCGUUCAAUAUACGAGGCGAAUCAUUCAGAAAUAUGGAAGAAACCGCAUUAAGUGAAUCUGAUUUCAACAACGCUAAGUUGCUUUUGAAAUAAAAACGUUUUAGAAAAAGAAAAUGCCUUUAUUGCGAAUUAAUUAAACGGUUGGAAAUUUUUUCGUGGAAAAAUCUUAUCGCAUUAUUCUUUUAAAAUUAUAACGAAAAUAAAUA
Planococcus citri (citrus mealybug) is the source of this 1582-nucleotide messenger RNA. RefSeq names its product dynein axonemal assembly factor 4-like. Gene Ontology annotation, molecular function: protein binding. The transcript has 7 exons. Lineage: Eukaryota; Metazoa; Arthropoda; Insecta; Hemiptera; Pseudococcidae. The record is from RefSeq and is a predicted model, not a curated record. The coding region runs from base 408 to 1469 and encodes 353 amino acids. Gene Ontology annotation, biological process: cilium movement; outer dynein arm assembly; inner dynein arm assembly.